Molecule: messenger RNA, 1312 nt
Organism: Striga hermonthica
Lineage: Eukaryota; Viridiplantae; Streptophyta; Magnoliopsida; Lamiales; Orobanchaceae
Source: the annotation of a GenBank genome assembly
CCAAAACCCCAAUUCGAGUGAAGGAAGGGAGUCAACGGAGAUGCCUCGAUGUGAGGGAAAACAGAUCCAGCAAGAGCCAGAGCAGGCACUUGUACGUCAUCACGUCGAGGAGAAAACGGUGACGAUGACGAGAGGAGAAAUGCAAAAGAUGAUAACAGAAGAAGUGGCAGCUCAACUGAAGCACGCCCAGGUCGAGCGGCCCAGGGUCGAGCGGCCCAGGGUCGAGCAGCCCAGGGUCGAACAGCCCCGGUCGAGCCUAAUGUCGAGCGAGCACCAGGCCCAGUCCAAUGAGAGGCCGAACAGGUUGGCGGAAGAGGAGGCAUCCUCCAUCAGGACUGUUAACCCGCAAGCGAGAGAUGAGACAUUGGAGCAGUUGAAUUCUUUGGCAAAGCGCCCAGGAAGAACGUUCGAUGAAGUACUGAGAAGAUGUGCGAAAUAUAUAAAUGUCGAGGAGGCAGAAGCCGACUUCUUGCAUAUGGCUAGAGUAAUCAAAACUGACUCUCGGGACGAGAGGAGGGAGAGGAAGAGCUCCUCGACUGGGGAGAGAAAGAGGUCCCCACGAGCUGAAAAAAAGGGACGACCUCGGAGUUGGAGGCCUACCCAGUACACCCCUCUGGCGGUCCCCCAAGCCAGGAUUCUCGAGGUCAUGGAAAGGGAGAUUCGUGACGAUGUGGUGAGAUGGUCUAAGACGAGGAAUGACGGACCAACAAAACCUAAAAGCAACCUAUAUUCAAAAGCCCUCGUAAGAGGGCGAUCGGAGGAGUUUCCCCCGAAAAGGGGAGUGAUUCAUAUGAUUUUUGGUGGGCCGACCGAUGGAGACUCAAAUCGAGCAAGGAAAGCGUAUGCCCGAGGGAGAUACCACAAGGUCGAGGUGCAACAAGUCAAUGAGGAAGGCCCAGUGAUGAAUUUUGGGCCAGCAGAUGUGGGAGAGGUCGAGAGGCCUCACAAUGAUGCCUUGAUGAUAACCGUCCAAGUAUCGGGUUGUGAAGUACAGAGAAUCUUUGUCGACACAGGGAGUUCGAUAAAUGUGAUCUUUUAUGACUGUCUCAAAUGGAUGGAACUCGACCUUGAGCUUACGCCUCUACACACAUCACUCUUUGGGUUCAAUGGAUCGAAAGUCGCUCCCCUAGGAGAAACCACACUCGUUGUCGUCUUGGGGGAAGACGACUUGAAGAAAGUAAAGAUGGUGCGGUUCGUUGUAGUCGACGUCGAGUCUACUUAUAAUGUGAUUCUUGGUAGACCGGGACUCAACGCAUUCCAGGCAGUGGUGUCGACCUACCAUAUGAAGCUAAAGUUCCUUGUUGGGGAUAGU